ACGAGCUGCACGAACUUCUGCACACACAGAGACUUCAUACCUAGACGAGUAAUUGGGACGACAUCGAGUAUUUCUUCCCUCAGAAGGUAAAUUGGCAACGCUUCAUCAGAAACACAUAGGAAGACGAUGGAAGGACAAACAACUCCCAUCAGACAAAGCCAAGCUACGCCCUCCACUCUGUUCCCAAGCCAGUCAUCGGAUACCAUUCUGUCAUCUGGUGUCAACAAACCAAUGAGUGCACUCCUUGCCGAUAUAACUUCACUGAUGCUCCUAUCAGCAUCCGCAGACCAAAACAAUGAAUAUGAUGUUUCCGGUUCACCACCAUCCUUCCUUGUAGAUCUUGAGAAAACCGUCGUUGACCGCUUGAAGCACGCUGACGAAUACGCUGACAUUGGUCAAGAUUUAGGCACGAAUGCUGCACAUAAUAUGCCGAUUUAUAGACCAAUGGAAGGCAAACCAACAAUGGCAUCUGACACUAAAAGAUCUAUGGAGCAUUUGAUGCUUGCAAUGGCAGCCAAACCAAGACCCGACCUGGUCAGUCUGCAGAGCGCUGCUGAUUGUUCCAUCACUGAUCGUCCACUCUGUAUGACAUUCGACAGCGGAAUAUCGAGCCCAGCAUCUGCCCUUUUACCCGGAAAUGUUGAGACUGAACGGUCUCUGAAGGUGGACGAUUCUACUGUUAGUAAGCAAUUGCAUCAGCGUCUACAGCGUCUUAAGACGUUUGUGGAGCAAAGACUACAAGAUUCAAGUCAUCCAAGGGAAAGUAAAUGUGCAACAUUGUCGAAAGAGAUCAGAGACCGUCUGUGCACACUUGCAAAAUCUAGCCUUACUUCUAGCCGUUCUGAGAGCCCAUCUGCACCUGAGCUAUUCAUGGAAAAAGCACUGUCCAGCAGCCUACUCAUAUUUGAAAAUACCAAGCUAUCAGCCGAGGUUGCCUAUUUACAGAAGAAAGUUGAAAUCCUUGAAGACAUUGCUGCGACUAGAGGCUUUAAUCCUGAAGCCUGUAAGCCUACUAUGGAGACAAUCAGCAUUGGAUCACAGACAGAUGAACAAAUAAAACAGCAUUCAACAUUUGACGAAACAGACUUUGGCAUAUCAGACUUUUCUCUGACAUCACCGGAGACCAACUGUCUGAUGAGCACAGCUUUCUGCAAGGAUGGCGAGUUCCCACAACCCUCUGGGAUGUCAACACCAGGAGCAGCUUCAAACAAACGACAACGACGCAAAAUUGAGGUCCCAACGCAACUCAAAGUGACACCAUCAACAUCUUACCUAAGCAUCGAUCCAUGGGCUGAUGUCGAUGAUAAACAGCAGAAUGGAUCCUACACAGGCUGCUGGAGAGGGUUGUGCGCUUGCUUCUACAACAGUCCACAGGCCAGACAUAACUGAGACUUGUCAAUCACCUUCAGCUGCGUGUGAAAUAGUCUCAAAUCGACAGUUUGGUCAAACUCUGUACAAAUUAGUACGCUUAUUACAAAAAUAACUCUUUUGGGUUAACAACUUAUUUAUUUGCGACAAAGCAAAACUAUAAAACAAAGUCCAUACAUGUGUAGUGUACAUUGUUCUGCCACCUCAAUGUGCCAGUUUAUUUCAUAAACAAUAUUGUUAUGUAUAAACUAGAAGUGAA
Messenger RNA from Acanthaster planci (crown-of-thorns starfish), 1627 nucleotides. RefSeq lists its product as uncharacterized. The record is from RefSeq and is a predicted model, not a curated record. Lineage: Eukaryota; Metazoa; Echinodermata; Asteroidea; Valvatida; Acanthasteridae.